This is a messenger RNA of Nicotiana tabacum (common tobacco), 1816 nucleotides long. RefSeq lists its product as uncharacterized. Lineage: Eukaryota; Viridiplantae; Streptophyta; Magnoliopsida; Solanales; Solanaceae. The record is from RefSeq and is a predicted model, not a curated record.
CGUCACCGUUUAUUUCCCUCAAUCUCAAAGCGCUCUCCCUCCCCUUUCCCCCUUCUCUCUUCUUUCUCUCUCUAGCCGUGGAUUUUUCGCUGAGCAUUCUUUGUAAAGAUCUUUUUACAGUUAACUCUUAUUGGAUUCUAAGUUAAUCUCCCUAAAGUAGGUGCUGAUGUUACAUAGUGAAAUUGGGUAUUAACUGUGAGGAAUUAGUGGUGCAAAUAAGGGUAGACAGAUGGGGGAAGACUUAAUUACAAGCUUGUCAAUAGAGAAUUAUCACCCAUCUACAUUUUUGUCUAUGGAUUCAAUUGCUACAUCACAUGAGGAAUCAGAUAGAGAUAUGAAUAGGCAAAUUGUGCUAUCGAGGCCACCGGAUAUUAAUCUUCCUUUAUCCGUGGAGAGUAGCCCUCUGCCUCAAUCUUGGAACCACGACAUGUUUGAUAUGCUAGAUGUUGGACUUGGACACCAAAUUAAUGAAUGUGAUAAGCUUCUUGAUUUGCCUAAAGUUGGAAGGAAAUGUGCUAAGAGAUUGGAUAGUGUUUGGGGUGCUUGGUUCUUUUUCAAUUUCUACUUUAAGCCUGUUUUGAAGGAGAGAUCUAAGUGUAACUUUGUUCAAGAUAGUAAUGGGGUGUCCGGAUUUGAUAAGUCCGAUCUCCAACUUGAUGUUUUCUUGAUUCAACAUGACAUGGAGAAUAUGUACAUGUGGGUUUUUAAGGAGAGGUCUGAAAAUGCAUUGGGUAAGAUGCAGUUGAGAAGUUAUAUGAAUGGCCAUUCUAAGCAGGGUGAGCGUCCGUUUCCUUUUAGCGUUGAUAAGGGGUUCAUGCGCUCUCAUAAAAUGCAGCGUAAACAUUAUAGAGGCCUCUCCAAUCCGCAGUGUUUGCAUGGAAUUGAGCUUGUUCCAUCGCCCAAUUUAUCAUGUAUUGACGAGGAAGAGCAGAAGAAGUGGAUGGAACUUACGGGCAGGGAUUUGAACUUUUCUAUCCCGCCCGAAGCCAGAGAUUUCAGUUCUUGGCGGAACCUUCCCAAUACAGAUUUUGAGCUUCAAAGGCCCAUUCCCUUACCAAAGAGCAAUUCUCAUCUCCCUUCGAAAAAGUUACUAAAUGGAACUAGUCUCAACUUGUCAACUCAACCAUCAAAUCAUGUGAACAGCAACGGUUUAGAUCUCUCGUCUGAUUGUGGUAAGAAAAGGAAAGACUUCUUUUCUCAUGGAAGUGAUGAAGAUUGUUCCUUGUCAACUAAUCCCAGUUCAAACAGACAUCAAGACGGAGAACUACAUACUAUUGAACCAUCUUGGAUGAAUGAGUUUUCUGGGGUAAUGAAAAACGUGUCUGGGCCAGUUGCUGCUGCAAGAACUAUAUACGAAGACGAGGGAGGAUACUUGAUUAUGAUAACCCUACCUUUCGUUGAUCGUGAAAAGGUGAAAGUUCAUUGGUGGAACAAUAUCGAUCAUGGCAUUAUAAAAAUAACAUCUGUUAGUACAGCAUGCCCCCCAUUCAUGCUGAGAAAUGGUAGAACAUUCAAACUAACCGAUCCAUCUCCAGAGCACUGUCCUCCAGGAGAGUUCACAAGGGAAAUUCCACUUCCAACUCGAAUACCUGAUGACGCCAAACUAGAAGCCUAUUUUGACAACAGCGGGACAGUUCUUGAAUUGAAAGUUCCCAAACAUGGCACAACUCCAGAAGUGCAUGAAGUUCCUGUUUGCCUUCGCCCUCCAAAUGAGUUUGUGCUGUCGUGAGCUAGGUAUUGAUUGCAAAAGUGUAAGCUAGACCUGAUAGUUAAUUUCCAUUCUUUUUUAAGUUUAAGUUUUUAGGGGGAAAUUCAA